GCUCCAAACAUAACGCGCUGUGGAAAACAUGCGGCUCUGGGGACGCCCCCGCCACUCCCGCUCGGGGCUGAGACCUGAGGGGGCCCGGGGCUGCCGAGGCCACGCGCAGCUUGGCAAGUGUCCCCAGAGCCGGACGAGCCGCACCGGAUGCCCCUCUGCCAAGCCCCGCGUGUCUUCGGCGGCUCGCUGCUGCUCCCGGCACAGGCGCCUCGGCUCUGCCAGGCGCGCCAGGAUGGCAGCCCAGCCCCCCUGCCGGGCCCGCCUCAGGAUGAGCCCGCGGCCGCGCGCCGCCCGAGCCCCAGGCCCCACCCCCUGCGGGCCCGCCGCCCCGCAGGCCGCGAAGACCCGCGCCUGCCCGGAGGCCGCCCCAGACCCCCACCCCCCCGACGCCAGAGAGGCAGCGGCCCGGGGCGGUUCCCGGCGAGAGGAGGCGGACGCGCCUAAGGAGGUGCUUCCGGGUCAGAGGCUGAGCAAGAUGGCGGCGCCCAUGGAGCUAUUCUGCUGGGCUGGGGGCUGGGGGCUGCCGUCUGUGGACCUGGACAGUCUGGCUGUGCUGACCUAUGCCAGAUUUACAGGCGCCCCACUGAAGGUACGAAAGGCCAGCAGUCCCUGGCAGAGCCCUUCAGGGACUCUGCCAGCCCUUCGAACCAGCAGUGGAGAGGUGAUCUCGGUCCCACACAAGAUCAUCACCCAUCUUCGUAAAGAGAAGUAUAAUGCUGAUUAUGAUCUGUCAGCUCGGCAAGGAGCGGAUACCCUAGCCUUCAUGUCUCUGCUGGAAGAGAAACUACUGCCUGUGCUAAUACAUACUUUUUGGAUAGACGCCAAGAACUAUGUGGAAGUGACCCGGAAAUGGUAUGCAGAGGCUAUGCCCUUUCCCCUCAACUUCUUCCUGCCCGGCCGCAUGCAACGCCAGCACAUGGAGCGGCUGCAGCUGCUGUGUGGCGAGCACAGAACAGAGAAUGAGGAAGAACUAGAGAAAGAGCUGUAUCAAGAGGCUCGGGAGUGUCUAACCCUUCUCUCUCAGCGUCUGGGUUCUCAGAAGUUCUUCUUUGGCGAUGCCCCUGCUUCCCUGGAUGCCUUUGUUUUUAGCCAUUUGGUCCUGCUGCUGCAGGCAAAGCUGCCCAAUGGGAAGCUGCAGGCCCACCUUCGUGGGCUGCACAACCUCUGUGUCUACUGUACCCACAUCCUUAGCCUCUACUUUCCCCGGGAUGGAGCUGAGGUGCCACCUCCACAGCAGACACCAGCAGGCCCUGAGACUGAGGAGGAGCCGUACCGGCGCCGGAACCAGAUUCUAUCUGUGCUGGCAGGGCUAGCAGCCAUGGUGGGCUAUGCCUUGCUCAGUGGCAUUGUUUCUAUCCACCGGGCAACCCCUGCUCGGACCCCAAGUACCCGGGCCUUGGGCAUGACUGAGGAGGAUGAAGAGGAAUGAUGUAUUCAUGCUCGUAGGACUGAUUUUUCUACUGUCAUUCAUUCCAGAUGCCCCUUUGUCUCCUCAUUGUUGGAGCAGCCAAAAAUGGGGUGCUAUCUAUAGAAUAAAGCUAUUUACACUGGGA
This is a messenger RNA of Mesocricetus auratus (golden hamster), 1553 nucleotides long. RefSeq names its product metaxin 1 (gene Mtx1). The record is from RefSeq and is a predicted model, not a curated record. Gene Ontology annotation, biological process: mitochondrion organization. The transcript is spliced from 8 exons. Lineage: Eukaryota; Metazoa; Chordata; Mammalia; Rodentia; Cricetidae. Bases 29 to 1429 code for a protein of 466 amino acids. Gene Ontology annotation, cellular component: SAM complex.